This is a messenger RNA of Bolinopsis microptera, 1791 nucleotides long. RefSeq lists its product as uncharacterized. The record is from RefSeq and is a predicted model, not a curated record. The transcript is spliced from 8 exons. The coding region runs from base 20 to 1468 and encodes 482 amino acids. NCBI's taxonomy places the organism in Eukaryota, Metazoa, Ctenophora, Tentaculata, Lobata, Bolinopsidae.
AGCUAGAGACGCGUGGUUGAUGAAGGAGCCAGCUAGACGUCCAUCGUGUAGCUCUUCGAGUCGAUCCUGGCCUUAUACUGACAUGGAAGACCGAGUGAUAAACCAUCUUGAAAAAGAGCAUUCUCAUCGGUUCCGAACAAUGUGCCACAAAAAUGCCAAUUUAGCCCAAGAAAGCAAAAUUCGUUUAGAUUUCUUGGACAGAGAGAAAAGGAAAAGCUUACAUUCGAUCGCAUUGGAUCAAGCGGAGUUGAAGGGUAGGAUGAUUCAGUUUUCCCAAGAGAGAUAUGUAAAUGGUCUGCUUAAUCAGCUGACUGAUCUUACCUUCCAAAGCACUGACGCUGAAAGUCUUUCUGAUGUUAAUCCGAGUCUAACAGAUGCUACUUCGAACGAGUCAAACCUGUCUGUAGGGCCUCGCUAUUUGCGUAUGGAAACGAAUGCCUUUCAUCCGUCUGAAAUGUCGCUGGGUUCUGAAGACUUAGUUCAGUGUUCCUCAAGCAUUAUUACUAAAGAAAGUUUAUCUUCGGUAGUGGAUGAAAAACAAGCAAGUGACAAUCCAAAAAAUACAAUUAGCAGCUCUACUGUUGAUAAUGUAGGAAAAGUUCCCGAAGAGAAGAAAAUCAAUGCUCGUGCUUCAGCUACUUCUGCUAAAGGUACUGCAAGUGAAGAGGAGUUGAAGAAAGUCGUGGAUAAGCUGACCAAUCGUUAUGAUAUCGAAAAACUCAAGAUGUUGACUCAGGUCAUGCUGAAAACUCUACAGAAGAACGAUCGCUUUCGAUACGAGGACAAGAUGAAAUUAGUUUAUAAUCUAAGCAGAUAUUUUAACAAGGAAGCAGAUAAUGCUGCUGAGAAGACGACCCCGAAAUCUUCAAACCAAGAUCUCAAGGAAGAUAACACCUUUUUGUAUCUUAAGGCGGAUAGGCAGAGGGAACUGCGCGAUGACGUGAAACCAGUAAAACCAUUAAAAACAGCCAAGAAGAAUUUGUUUGGUUAUGAGUCGAGAAGAAGCUCUGUUCCAUCACUGCCUGACAUCAACAAAAUUUCUAGUUCUAGUAAUACUUCGCUUCUAAACAAACAAGACCUGAGACGACACUCUCUUCUGUCUGACUGGCGAACCUCAGUUCAAUCACUUUCACCCGAUAACCGAAACACUAAUCAGCUGAGUUCCUCAACAGCUUUAUUAAACUCAGAAAACUCGCCAGACCCUGUGAAGAUAGAAGAUCUAUCUGAUGAGCUGGACGACAUGAUGAAGAUUUAUCUCAGAUUAGGCCUAGGGCACGGUGCACUCCUCAAGCUGCCACGGAGUUCAAAUCGCGCGGCUGUGAAGGAAAAACAGAAAAGUUGGCUUCGACGAGACUUGAGAGCAAAGUCUACCAUGCCGACAACUGGAGUUCAAGAUUUGAGAAUUGUGAUGAAAAAUUGUCGGUAUUUAAGGUUCCCUAAAGACAUGAUUGAGCACCUGCUGGUUUAGCUUGGUAGCAAAUGUUAAAAUGUAAAAAGUGAAUUAUGUGGAUUGUGGUCGAAAUAUAAUGACAAAUAAUUGAUGGGCUAAUAUUUCGGUUUUAGUUCGAAAAUUCUUUAGACAAAUUUUAAAUUCUUUCUUUUAGCGUGCUUGUUAAUGUUUAUUAAUGGACUAUUCCUGUAAAAAUGAAGAUUAAAACAAGACUGAGAGAUUUUAUGGAUUGUGACUUGAAACGCAAGACUUCAGUUGCGUCUUGCGAUUGUUUUUAUUUAUAUUUUAUGUUCUUAUUAUUCAUGUACAUUGUACAUAAUAUACUGAUAUCAUUAACAUUA